This is a messenger RNA of Pogonomyrmex barbatus (red harvester ant), 3354 nucleotides long. Its product is annotated as UNC93-like protein MFSD11. Lineage: Eukaryota; Metazoa; Arthropoda; Insecta; Hymenoptera; Formicidae. The record is from RefSeq and is a predicted model, not a curated record.
UGCUGUCGCUCUCAGUCGCGUGGUAGCCUUGUUCAUCUCGAGACGCGGCGACCAGCUGUCAGCUGGUGAUAUCGCAACUAGUCGACGAGUAAUUCAGAUCCGCGCGCGAAACGCGAAUCCACUCUCCGUGUGGUGACCCCACGACUGGUAUUUCACUUCAGCGUCACGAGAUCGUCCCACAACUGCGAUCAUGGAUCGAAGCUUUUUGAACGUCAUGAUUCUCAGCUGGGGAUUCAUGCUGGUGUUCACGGCGUUUCAAACGAUGGGCAACAUAGAGAAAACUAUCCUGAGCAGCAUCACAAAUGAUGAUAACAGUUUCCAGGGUGACGCUUACAUUAGCCUGUGCAUAAUCUACGGCGUGUUCGCAACUUGCAACUGGUUGGCACCAUCGUACAUCUCGGUGACUGGUCCACGGGUGUCGAUACUCACGGGCGCUUGCUGCUACGUCCUCUUCAUCGCCUCUUUCUUUUGGCCACACGAUGCCCUGCUUUACAGCAUGUCCGCCCUCGUCGGGAUUGGCGCGGCCCUCAUAUGGACCGGUCACGGCCAGUAUCUGACGGAGAACAGUGACAACGAAACCAUGUCGCGGAACGCUGGUAUAUUCUGGGCGAUCUUCCAGACAUCUCAGUUUGCCGGCAACCUUUUUGUGUUCUUCAUCUUCACGGAGCCCAACAUCAACAAGGAGCAACGGACGAUCGUGUUCAGCGUGCUGACCAGCCUCGCGGUGCUCGGUACCCUGAUAUUGCUCGUACUGAGAAAAUCACCGCAGAAAUUAACGCUGGGCGAAGCCGAGGGGGUGUCCAGUGCCGACAAGGAGCUGCGUCUACCGGAACCGAGGCACGAAAAGCCGCUGCUAACCGCGUGGCAUGCCUUCACGGACGCGAUCAAGCUUUUCGUCACGCCGAACAUGAUGUUGCUGUCAUUGACGUUCAUCUACACGGGUCUCGAGCUCACCUUCUACUCCGGCGUGUAUUCUAGCAGUGUUGGCUUCACCACCGCGAUGAGCGAUAAUCCCAAGAAGCUUGUUGGACUGUCCGGUAUCUUCAUCGGAGUCGGCGAGGUCGCGGGCGGCGCGCUUUUCGGUAUACUCGCGUCGAAAAUAUCUGGAUUCUGCAGCGGCUGGCCGGUGGUAAUCACCGGUCUGAUCGUGCAUCUCUUCGCCUUCAUCACCAUCUUUCUAAAUCUGCCGAACGAUGCGCCGUUCAAGGAUACGAACAAUGUGGGCUUUAUCACGACCUCGCCGAUCCUCGCGAUGGCGGGCAGUCUUGCCCUCGGCUUCGGUGAUGCCUGCUACAAUACGCAGGUCUAUUCGCUGCUGGGCGUCCUGUUUGCCAACGAGAGCGCGCCGGCUUUCGCUCUCUUUAAAUUCUGCCAAUCUGUCGCAGCGGCCGUCAGCUUCUUUUAUAGCACCCAGAUUGGAUUGUAUGCGCAACUCGGGGUGUUACUUGUGACCGUUUUUAUCGGCACGGGGGCCUUUUGCUUCGUCGAAUACAAGACAAAAAGGUCGAAAAACGAGACUCCACGAGACAUUGACCCGGCGUUAGUCGAUGCUACAAGCGGGGAAGAUUGAUAAGAUAAGUUAAAUGCAUUUUCUUAGAUUGAGAAAACACAUGUAAAUCCGAAAUCGAACAUGAAUGAGGUGCAUGAAGGAUCUCAGACGACACUGUGAAAGGCUGCGACAAAAGUGAAGCAAAUAACUCGUAAUAGCUCGAAUGACCGUGAAUGCUAAUUAUUUUAACUCUAGUCUAGAUAAGAUAGCCUUGUAAAAUUAAGUAUUACAUGACCCACGAGUCCAUAAUUACUGAAACUUUUUAUAAUUUUCGAACAAAACGAACAAAACGAACAAAACGAACACGGUUGAAGACAUUGACUGUGCAACAACUGCAGACUGUAAUAAACUGUUGUAAUGUACUCUUAUUUUCCGAAAUUCUACGCUAGUGUAAAAAAAUCUAAUGCAUCAAGAAUAUCAUUGAUUAAUGAUACAGAAAGAAUAUCUAGGAAUAUAUUUUCAAUCGAAUGUAUUAUCAUGUGGUCUUCCAGUUUCUAUAUAUUUCUCAAUCUCUACUUUUCGUUUCGUGGUAACUAUAUCUUAGACAUCUCUCUCCUUUAAAACGGUAUUUUUAUGUAUGCGAGUGUGCCAAAUGUCUGUAUAUAUAUACACCUGUUUAUCGGUAUCAGUGUUCUCAUUAUGCAGAAGAAUUGCGUCACUCACAUGGAAUUGAAAAAUCUUACUUUAAAGGCGUCGAUUUAAUCUACUAUUAUUAGAAUGCAAGAUUUAUAUUUCACCAAGCUGAUCGAUACAAUAAUGUACCCUAUCCUUUUUACUCACAAAUUCGAAGGCUGUGCGAGCGUCUUUUGCACUCGUCGCUAGCUCCUUUUUGUGAAUUUUAAUGUAGAUAUCUAUGAGAUCAGAUUCGUUUUUAGCAGCGAUUCCCACAUCAAAUUUUGUAAUGCACUGCAAUUUUUAUAUUGUGACUAACUAGUCUGUAACACGAGUCCACUAAAAAAAAAAAAACUCCCGUUUAACUAGUCCGUAACGCAGUAUACUGACUUUACGUCUGAUCGUAUGCGUGACGUGUGUGUGUGUGUGUGUGUGUGUGUGUGUGUGUGUGUGUGUGUGUGUGUGUGUGUGUGUGUGUGUGUGUGUAUGGGCGCAUAACGGCACGUGACAUUUACAGCUCGAAACUCGAUUGAAUUGUCCGAGAUCAGACUUAAGGAUCUUGUUCCUUCGUUGAUUGACAUUUGCUGCAAGUGUCGCGACGAACAUGUAGAUUAACUGUGGCGAGCACACAGGAUGCAUUAAAAGUCGAAUAUAUUUCUCUCGCAUAUACAACACCUCGACAAGGUAAAUAUUAAAGCUGUAGAAUGCGAGAGAAUUAAAGAGAAAUUGAAGAAUUGAUUGUUAAAGAACUAAAAUUUAAAAACCGCAUUGAAGUAAAGCUUAAUAUAAAUAAGCUUAGUAAUCUGCAGUAUGAUUUUAAUAAAAUUUUGAAAGGCCAAAAUCUUUUUUAUAAAAAUCUAAUCACGCGACUUUUAAGACAUCUUCAAUGCGUCUGUAACGUCCAUGCAUUCUAUUUCUUUUUUUCAUAUUUUAUUUGAUUAUGGACAUGUUGGAUUUAUUUUAUAAAGAAUAAAUUUGAGUAAAAAUAUAAUCAAUGAUGAUCAAUUAUUCUCUUGAUAAUCAAAAUUCUUAUAUUGUAUCAAUGAACAUAUGUAUACAAUAUCAUGGUAUUUUUAGAGAAAGAUUUAAACGCAUUCUUGCCUUCAUAAUCUUUGCACAGAGAAAGGGGAUUUCGUAUAGAAUUUUCUUGAGCAUUAUGUUCCAUUACAUUCCGUAAAAUGUGUGUACAUUUC